Molecule: messenger RNA, 3271 nt
Organism: Pocillopora damicornis (cauliflower coral)
Lineage: Eukaryota; Metazoa; Cnidaria; Anthozoa; Scleractinia; Pocilloporidae
Source: RefSeq, a predicted model, not a curated record
CAUUGCAAACUUUGCAAAUCAUCGCGGCUUUUGUGUGAAGCAGAACAAAAUAGUCUCAUUUAGACAGUUGUGGACAUCUAUCAAUCCUUGAGGAUGCCAUCAACUUUUCAAAUUCGUUUUGUGGUUUUGAUAGUUGCUCUGGGUCGCGUCGUGGACAACUCGUUUAGCUACCGUGCCAGCCCCGGCAGUAAAAUACGAUGUAAAUGGAAUUGUUUUGCCCACGUGGCUGAUCUAACGGUGCUUAAACGAGAAAUGGCGAAUUCAACGACGAUCAACAACAAAUUAAUCAAGCUUAUUGUAAGGUACGAGAAGCAAAUAGAUGACAAAUGCACGAACCAGAAGUCUGUUAACUCAAGCGAAUCCUCUUCAGAACAUUGUUCAGUCUGUUUGGUGAACAAACGACUCUUUAACUCAAUGACACCGAAUAAAAGCGCGAUAAAUCCAUUUCUUCACAAAGAACACAGUGAAAUACGUGCCAUUUGUACUUUGAAACCAGCGAGAACGACUGUUUCAAGCCCUGUGGAUUACAGCAACCGUUCUUUCGCCAUUUGUGAGCUUAUUAAAUUCGAAGCUGACUUUGAAAGCAUCGAUCAUCAUGCUGUGAAAACAGAUCCUCUUGGGCUAUGCAUGAAUUUUACCAUACCAGACAGGACGAACAGCACUGAAGGACUUCAAGGAGCUGUAAAGCUUAGGGGAUGGCCAAAGACGGUGUUGGAUUUCUUCGCCUUUGUAUUUAUCGGAGUGUUCAUAUAUUACUCUCCGGCCUUUCUUUGUCUGUUCUGCCCGACGGAAAUCUUGCAAGAUGGCGUUACUCAUAUCAUUCUUGAGGGAGCAAGUCCCGUUAGUCUCCGAGGCCUUGCGGGAAAUUAUUUCUUUUCUAGGAGAGAGGGAAUUUGGUGUAAGGCAAAAACAUUCAUUUUGAGAGCUUUUAUUAUACCUCUUCCAUUUCUGAUUAGUGCAACCGUCCUUGCGGAUUUUGAACAUAGUGCUCCUUGCAAUACCCUAUUAAGCAAUAGGCUCUUCGGAAUAUUGUUUGGUUUUUGUUAUUGUUUUCAGGCUUUUUACAUAUCAUUUUUCUCCAAAAGGUCAUUGAACUCAAAGCCUUGUUUCCUUUGUAAGUUUCUUAAACCAGCAAUCCUUUCCUGUCAAGAUGAACUUCCUCAGCUAAUUAUAAACCAUUUGGGCCUCCAGCCUUUGAUCUUGGUAGAAAGUUGGAGGUUUUGCAAACGGAGUUUCCUAAAUUAUCUCAAAAAGUCCGUCACGGUGAUUCCUUCCCGCAGAUGCUCUUUAGGUUUUGUGAUUCGUCUUGUACUAUUUAUCUCUUUGUUGCUCUGUAUACCCGUUGUGGCAGCAGCGUUAUUGAUUUUUGGAAGUUUAUCAUCUUUCAUAGGCAUUAUCUUCACUGCUCCUGUAAUUACGUUAUGCAAGGACCACUUGGACAGACCGAGUAAUUUAAAUUCAAAAAUAUCGCUUUCAUCAUUCAUUCUCUCUGAUGUCACACACCGUGCCCUCUCGUGCGUUUCAUGGUAUCGUGCCUUUGACCUUUUGCUAUCAGCAGCUUAUGGUGCUCUGAAUGCUUUGGUAGGUGUUCUACAACUCUCUUUCUCAGAGGAACAUGUUCCAUACUUGGCUUGUCCUGUUUUUAUUUUGUAUUACAUUUGGUCAAGCUACAGCUCUUUCACGAAAACAUACCACGAGCUUGCCCUGACUUUAUACGAUUGCCACAUGGACUCAAAACGUACCCAAUCUCAAGAUGUUCCUUCUAGCUCUGAUCAGCUGCCAAAACUACCUAACAAUACGCACGAUCCCGACAACGUGAUAGCAAUUCCAAAAGAGCUCUUCGAAAUGGCAUGUGAAAAACUUUUGCCUCUCAGAGAAGGUGUCUGCCUACUGAUUUUGAAGAUCUCAGUGCUUGUGUUUUCUGUGUUAAUUGUGUUUUCCUGGGCUACUAUGUUCAGCUUUGACACAACACCGUUGAUGAAAACUUUGUUAACGUUUCUCACUUUAGCGUUUCCCAAGAUCGUCGCCAUCUACAUCGAUGGAGGAUGGCAGAAAAAAUUGCGAGAAAGGGUUAGGAAGGAAAAGGUUCCAAAAAUUGUGGAAAAAUUCAUCAGUAGAACUUCUAUGACAACUCGAGGACAGAGGGACAGAAAUGCAAACAUCGACGAAGUGAAUUUAGUAAAUGAAGACUGCAUUGAGCUUGUAGUCAUGUAGUCCUUAAAGAUACCAGUUUAUGGCUAAAUAAACAAGGUAAUUUGGUUUUAUCAACUGAGUUGAUGAUGUAAAUGGGCUACAGUAGAGUCUCAAAGCUGACGUUCCGAGCGUUCGUCAUUCGCUCUGUCAUCCUUAAGGUUUUUUUCUGUCUUAGAAAUUAUCUGACAAUAAUCGCAUUAAUAUUAGAAUAGAAAACAGUAUGAUUUCAAGUGCAAUUUGGUGUUAACAUGCAAGAGUAAAUUUUUUAAAGACACGAAAAUUCCACAAGCCCGUAGAGCAAGUGCAAUUUGUUAUCUUGGAAAUAUUUACAAGUGCUUAUUUCACCACAUUGCAAAAGAAAUCAUGUAAUCUCUUGUUAAUAAUGUACAUGAAAAAAACAUCACAGAAAGUCGAGACAGACUAAAUUUUGAAAGCGUGCGCGUGCUAUUUGUAAUUUGCACUUGUGUUACAACUUUGCACUCGUGUUACACGAGAAUACACUCGUUUUUAGUCGAUCAAAAGCGUGUAAUUUUUUCACGUACAUCAUUAGAUAUAAUAUACUGUUGUCUGGGUAUAUAUCACUUAGGUGGUUGUGCCAUCAUGCGUUUUUGUGAAGCCCUUUGCAAUGUCAUUAAUUGUUAUCUCGUUAUAUAAUGGUUAACACUUUAGACUCCAAGAUUGAUUGUAUCACAUUUCUCCUCACAAUGUUCUCACGAAUAAAGAUCAUGAGAAUCUUGGUAGUUUUACAGAUAAUCAAUUCGUUGGCAUUUGUUAAAUCUGUUAUAUUUACAAAAACAGACCAAAAACUAUGUUCCUUGUUAUUGGUCCAUAGCCAUUAGUAAAAAACCAGAUUCUGUAAAUAUAAUACUUAAGUUUAAUUCCUAGUUUAAAAUACUGUGAUGAAGAAAGCCUUGGAGAGAUAGAAAUGUUAUGGAAUGUAAACCAUAUCUGUUUACAUCACGUCAUGAGGAUGACCACGUUAUUUUUAAAACGUGUCAUAUUAAGAUUAGAUUUAAAAAGUAAUGUUCUCUGGUUGUUUGAAUACAGUUUUUCAUUAAUAAAUAUACUUUGUGUUUGA